CCCGUCGAGUUUGCUAUUUCUAUGGCGACAGCGCAAGCGUGGGAGCGGCCGCUGGUCGGAGGGAUGGAGCCGGAGGGCAGAUCGGCUCCAGUGCUCCAAGGCCCACCACCAAGCCACCUGGACGAGGCAGCACCUGGACACGUGGAGAAGCCAGUUGGGGAGGCUGAGGUGGCGGAAGCGGAAGCCCCUGCUGGCAUGGCUGAGCCGCCUCUCCCUCCGGAAGAGGGGGUGGUGUAUUGCCCGGGGGAGAUGCUGCCAGCUGGGCCUGAGGCAGCCCCAGUGGUGGUGAGGACCCCAGCCUAUGCUGUGGAGCUGCCUCUGUGCCACGGCAUCCCUGGGCCCACUCUUGGUGAACUGCCACCCACAGAGCAGGAGGCGAUUCCCAUUGCACCCCUGGAGCCCAUGAGGGAGCUCCCCGACCGCGGAAAAUGCCUGAUCUACAACUGGCAGGAGGAGAGAGCCACCAACAACCUGGAUCAUGUGCCAAGGCCCGAGGGUGGCACGGAAGGCUUCUUUUAUCGGCACGGGCAUCAGGGGCUGCUCACCCUUCAGUUUCUGGCUGGCCUGCCCAAGAGCACCACCAUGCAGGAUUCUUACCGGAGGCCCAGGAGGAGAGGGCUCCCCGUGAGAGGGCAGCGUGAGGCCAUGAUGGAGUGGCUUUUGUACCAGAAACACAGCAAAGAGAUACUGGAGGAUCAAGCCUACCCACCCCCUGGGCCCAUGGAGUCCCUGUCCACCAUGCAUCACGACUAUCGCCAGGAAGGCUUCCUCUCUGUGGCCCCUGCCCCCACCAAGGUGAGAGAGAGCAGGCUGUGGCGGAGCAGGCAGCCCCAUAGGUGCCGGUCUCCUCCCCAACAGCAGAUUGCCAAAUGUGGACUUUGCUCUCCACAGCCCCACGACUACCGCCUGGAGCAGCCACAGACCUUCUGGCUAGAACAUGCCCAGCAGGUGCCUGGGGUCUCCAACAUCCGGACUGGCGACACCCCCUUCAAGAAGUGUGGGACAUUCACAACCCCCAUCAUGGAGUACCUUGACCAGCCCCUGCCCCAUGGCCCAGAGAACUACCCCAAGCUCUAAGAAAAUAAAGAGGUG
Molecule: messenger RNA, 1092 nt
Organism: Rhineura floridana
Lineage: Eukaryota; Metazoa; Chordata; Lepidosauria; Squamata; Rhineuridae
Gene: SPAG8
Product: sperm associated antigen 8
Exons: 7
Coding region: 22-1077 (351 amino acids)
Biological process (GO): positive regulation of transcription by RNA polymerase II
Cellular component (GO): cytoplasm; nucleus
Molecular function (GO): microtubule binding
Source: RefSeq, a predicted model, not a curated record